AUGCCCGCCGCCGUCCUUUCCCAGCACACUGCGCUGUCCGCCGCAAAGGCACAGCUCUCCACCGGUGGCGUCCGCGCUCUCUCCAGCCGCGCCUCCCAGGUCCUCAAGGCUGCCGGCCUCCCCACCGACGGCUCCACCAUCCCCGGUGUCUACGACGGCACUUGGGGUGGCUCGGGUGAGAUCAUCGAGACUCUCUGCCCCGCUACCGGCGAGAUGAUCGGCCGUGUCCAGACCGCCACCCCCGAGGAGACCCGCGCCGCCAUUGCCAAGUCUGUCGAGGCUGGCCGCGCCGUCCGUGCCCUGCCCGGGCCCAAGCGUGGCGAGAUCAUGCGCAAGGUCCGCGUCGCCCUCAACGACAAGAUCAACGAGAUCGGUGACCUCAUUUCGCUCGAGAUGGGCAAGAUCAAGAGCGAGGGCAAGGGCGAGGUCCAGGAGUUUGUUGACAUCUGCGACCACGCUGUCGGCCUCUCCCGUUCCAUCCAGGGCCGUGUCCUCCCCUCGGAGCGCGAGGACCACGUCAUCUACGAGAUCCCCAACCCCCUCGGCACUGUCGGUAUCCUCUCGGCCUUCAACUUCCCUGUCGCCGUCUACGGCUGGAACUUUGCCAUCGCCUUUGUCGCCGGUAACUCUACCAUCUGGAAGCCCUCUCCCACCACCCCCCUCUGCGCCAUCGCCGUCACCCAGAUCGUCCAGAAGGUCCUCGAGGAGAACGGCCUCCCCGGCGCCGCUGCCUCGCUCGUCACUGGUGACAUUGACGUCGGCAAGAACCUCGUCGCCUCCCCCUCGCUCCCCCUCAUCUCGUUCACUGGCUCCGAGCGCGUCGGCCGUGAGGUCGGCAAGAACGUCCAGGAGCGCUUCGGCAAGACCAUCCUCGAGCUCGGCGGCAACAACUGUGUGAUCGUUGACAAGGACGCCGACCUCUCGCAGGCUCUCCAGGGUGUUCUCUUCGCUGCCGUCGGCACUGCCGGCCAGCGCUGCACCUCUACCCGCCGUCUCCUCCUCCACAAGGACAUUGCCAAGCCCUUCCUCGAGAAGUUCCUCCAGUUCUACGACUCGCACAAGCCCGAGACCACCCUCGCCAUGGGCGACCCCCUCAACCCCGAGACCCUCAUCGGUCCCCUCCACUCGCCCGUCUCGGUCGCCAACUACGAGAAGGCCAUCGAGGGUGUCCUCGCCCGUGGCGGUGAGCUCCUCACCAAGCGCUCUGGCCGCAUGGCCGCCCCCGCCAACUGGGACGAGGCUACCGGCGGCAACUGGGUCUGGCCGGUUGUCAUGCGCCCCAAGCAGGACGACCCCUGCUGGCAGGAGGAGGUCUUCGCGCCCGUCCUCUACGUGGCCGAGUUCGAGACCCUCGAGGACGCUAUCCGCCUCAACAACUCUGUUCCUCAGGGCCUCUCGUCGUCGCUCUUCACCAAGGACCUCCAGUCCAUGGGCAAGUGGCUCGGCCCCGAGGGCUCGGACUGCGGCAUCGUCAACGUCAACGUCGGCACUUCGGGCGCUGAGAUCGGCGCUGCCUUCGGCGGCAACAAGUCGACCGGCUGGGGCCGCGAGUCGGGCGGUGACGCCUGGAAGCAGUACGUCCGCUGGAGCGCCGCAACUGUCAACUACGGCUCCAAGCUCCCCCUCGCUCAGGGUGUCAGCUUCGGCUUCUAA
Messenger RNA from Cutaneotrichosporon cavernicola, 1653 nucleotides. RefSeq lists its product as uncharacterized. NCBI's taxonomy places the organism in Eukaryota, Fungi, Basidiomycota, Tremellomycetes, Trichosporonales, Trichosporonaceae. The coding region runs from base 1 to 1653 and encodes 550 amino acids. Gene Ontology annotation, molecular function: aldehyde dehydrogenase (NAD+) activity. The transcript has a single exon. The record is from RefSeq and is a predicted model, not a curated record.